Molecule: messenger RNA, 4301 nt
Organism: Danio aesculapii
Lineage: Eukaryota; Metazoa; Chordata; Actinopteri; Cypriniformes; Danionidae
Gene: mov10b.1
Product: Moloney leukemia virus 10b, tandem duplicate 1
Exons: 22
Coding region: 117-3149 (1010 amino acids)
Molecular function (GO): 5'-3' RNA helicase activity; RNA binding; ATP hydrolysis activity
Source: RefSeq, a predicted model, not a curated record
UCCUCCCUUCCUGUCGCUUCCGACGAAACAUCUGCGCUUCUUUUAAAUAGUGUUGCUCAAAGCGGUCCUUAUAACUGUAGGCUACACCAUCACAGAAACAACGCUUUUAAAGAACCAUGAGCAGAAAAUACAGGAAAAAACUCUCUAGAGAUGAUAUGCGUGCCGUUGGGUUUGACUUCAUAGAAUUUCUGGAUGACAGGGAAAGGAGAUCCACUACAGAUAGAAACACUCUCAAAGAGAUCUACAACGAGCAGUUCCGAGACAGGGAUGGAGUCAGAGAUCCAAACUUCUCUUCAGUUCUCUUUGCUUUGACACGUUCCAGCAGAACUAGAGUCACAAGAUCAGAAGUUUUCUUUGACAAAAAAAUUCGAGUGAGGCAGAAUGAUCAAUGGUCCAGAUCCUAUCGCAGCCAACAAAACCAUGCUACACCCCAUCUUAAUGAUACUAGUUCACAGCCAUCCACUAGUACCCAUGUUUCUGAUCCCCCAUCAGAAAAUAGUGUCAUAGCAAGGAGAAGGCUGGCAAAAACCAUAAUGCGCCAAGGAAACAGUGAAGACAUGUCUGUGUUUUUUGCUGAUAAAUAUGGCGUACGGGUGUCCUCAGAGCUACAAAUAGACGAUGGCAAGAUUCAAUGGUGUGUGGAAGGGGCAGAAGUUCAUGAGCUGAAGCUGUUUGUGGAGAACACGGGUCAGGAGGCCAUACUUUUCACAUGUUUCUCUGCUCUUCACUACCUACAGUAUUUCACUCUCUACGACAGCCAGAGAGUCACAAAUGAUAAUCCACACCGUCUGGAGCCAAAUGAGACGUAUGAAGUGAUCUUAAGAUUCAAAUCAGAUCAGAUGGGAGUUUAUCCAGCCACUCUGGCGUUUGAGUUCAAGGAAAACCAAGACACCCGUCCUUUCCACAUUGUGCGCUUCAUUGAGACACAGCACAGGUCUGAGCUCACAGCGCAGCUGGGUCCCACAGAGCCAUUCAGACCUAAGAGGCUUGACACCAAUCAACCAAUAAAGUGGAACAUUGAAGAGGGCAUUCGACCUGAGAGUUCUUCUCAAAACUUGCUGAAAUUUGUGGUGCCACUGGACAAAUACUUUUGUCCUUCUUACACCUCUGCCUUAAUUGAAGUCCUGAAAGGAAACCAUUCUUCUGGAAAACAGCUUCAGGAACAUCAGUUAACUCUGGAGAGUGAUUUGAGUUUUCAUAACUAUAUGGACCGCUUUGAUUUGCUUCUGUACCUGGAGGAGGAUCAGAUGCGUAUGGACAUCAAGAGAUAUAACAAAAAGGAUGUGUCCAUGGUGAGGGAUCGAGAUAAAAGACUGCUGGUCUUAGAGCUCCCUGGUGUCUCAGAAAACAGGCCUUCAGUCCUGAGAGGAGAUCACCUGCUUCUUACUAAGAGCGAGGAGCUUCAAAACUCAAAUGUGACCAAAUACAAGGGAUAUGUCCACAGAGUGGAACUGGAUCAGGUCAAACUGGGCCCUUCCAAAAGGCUGCUUGAAAAUUUCAUAGACAAUAUGAAAUUCAGUGUGGAGUUUACAAUCAACCGUCUUCCAUUACAACUGCAACACAGAGCAGUUCAUAUGGCGGUCCAGCACAACCUCAAAGAUGUGCUGUUCCCUGUGGCCUCAAGAAGCCUGAACCCUGUGUCUCCAUCUGCUCUGAGACUCUUUGAUCAAAAGCUUGAGAAGAACCCUGAACAGAAAACUGCAGUGUGUAACAUUGUGGCCGGUACAUCCAAACCAGCACCGUAUUUGGUUUUUGGACCUCCAGGCACUGGUAAAACUGUCACGAUAGUGGAGGCCAUCAAACAGGUGGAGAGGAGUACAGGUGGUGCCCGUAUCCUUGCUUGUGCUCCAUCUAACAGUGCUGCUGAUCAACUGGGCGAAAAGUUGAUUACUAGUCAACAUGUUGAUGCACGGAACAUAUACAGAAUCUACGCUAGCUCACGCAAUCCAAAAGACAUACCUAAAGUUCUAGAGAACAACAGUAAUGUGGAAGGAGACACGAUUAUUUUUCCAUGUAAAGAGGAUCUAAUGACCUACAAGAUCGUGGUCUGCACUCUGGUCACUGCCGGCAGGCUGGUCAGUGGGGGGUUUCCUGUUGGCCAUUUUUCUCACAUCUUUGUGGACGAAGCUGGUCAUGCUGUGGAGCCAGAGAUCAUCAUCAGUGUGGCAGGACUGCUCAAUGCAGAGACUGGACAGCUUGUUCUUGCCGGAGACCCCAAACAACUGGGGCCAAUCCUGAGAUCUCCCUUUGCCAUUAAAUAUGGACUAGGUCUUUCAUUGUUGGAGAGGCUGAUGACACAAAAUGAACUUUAUCAGAAGGGUGAUACAGGGUUCGACAACCGUUACGUCACUAAGCUGCUGCAGAACUACAGAUCUCAUCCAUCCAUUCUGAAGGUACCUAAUGAGUUGUUCUAUGAUAAUGAACUGAAGGCACGUGCAGAAGAGGUCAGCUCCCAUGAGUACUGCACGUGGGAACACCUGCCCAAAAGAGGCUUUCCUGUGAUUUUCCAUGGAGUGGUUGGAAAGGAUGAGAGAGAGUCAACCAGCCCAUCUUUUUUCAACACGUCUGAAAUAGACAAAAUCAUAGACUACCUGAAAAAGCUGCUCCUGACACAGGCCAAGAAGGGAAUUGCAAAAAUCUCCCCCAAAGAUAUUGGCAUCAUCGCCCCCUACAGGAAACAGGUGGAGAAAAUCCGGCAGGCCAUCAAGAUUCACAGGGAACUUAAAUCUCUCUCGGGCAUUGAAGAGCUGAAGGUUGGUUCAGUGGAGGAGUUUCAAGGCCAGGAGAGGAAAGUGAUCAUUGUCUCAACCGUUCGCAGCAGCAAGGAGCACAUGAUUUUGGAUGACAAAUUCAACAUUGGGUUUCUGAAGAAUGAGAAGAGAUUCAAUGUGGCAGUGACGAGAGCUAAAGCCCUGCUGAUCAUGGUGGGAAACCCUAUUAUUCUGCGGACAGACGAAAUCUGGGGCAGGUUUAUGAACUACUGCAUUCAGGAGGGAGGUUAUACUGGAUAUGAUAUUUCCAGUUUGGAAGAAACAGAUGUGAUUGCUGAGCGUUUGCUCAGUCUUAACAUCAGGCAGGAGAUCACUGUGGAAACUGAGGAGAGUGUGGUCCAGCAGUUUUUGAGCCCUCCAUGGAGACAUGAACAUUAAAAUCAUUCAUUGAAAGUCAUUAAAAUGAAACGUCAUUAAAGCCCCUCCCGAUAAGUCUCGCAUUAUCAUAGCCAUGUUAUUUUAGAGUGUUUAUCGAGAAGGAUCAUUUUAACAUUAAACUGCACACGAUAUUUGAACAUUGCAUUAAAUUUGCAAUUUCAACCAGCCUCAAAAAAAAAAAAGGAAAUUUCCAAAUGCUGUAUGCUGUACGUCACUCCAGCAAAACAAUGAGUAACCAGAUCGGUGGGUGGGACUAAAAAAGUAGUUUUUUUUUUUGACCAUGUUGUUUUUUUUGCCUCAGGUCAUAGUCAUGGUUUGGUUUAGGCUUCAGGUAAGGGAGAUCAUUUUCAACUUCAUUGCAUGAUUUAAAAACAACCACCAUUUUCAACACACACACACACAAAGUCUGAAUUGCCCAUAUUUGCUCUGCAGAUUUCAUUCUCCAAGAUUCUAGUGAGCUUUGAAAUUGUUGAAAAGCCAAUUCAUGUAUUCUGUUUGGUCAUUGAUCCUCAAGGAACAGGUUUUUACACCAUUGAUCUAUGUAGUAGAAAGUAGAAAGGUUAUUUUUACCUUUUUAAUUUGCUGGAGACUUGGCAUAAUGCUGCCAUUUUGUAGAAGCUCAGGAUCGUUUAAAAGGUUGCUAUAUAAAUUAUUUUUGAAACUGCAGUGCCUUAUUUCAUGAAACAGCAGCAAUCGAAUAAUAUUCUAAUUCAUGAUACAGUAACAAUUUUGUUUGUGUUCCCAAUUGGCUAGGGAACGUUUUAAAGGAGCUAGAGGUUUACACCAGUGUGUUUUCAAUGUAUCAAAUUCAUAAUUUAAUUUAAAUAAACUUUUGGACUGAAGUUGUUGCAUGUUAGAUUAAAAAAUAAGUGGUAAAUCAGCAGACAUAUUAACAUGAUUCUUUUGUCAAAAAAACAGAAAUCUGCAUUAUAGAUACUUGUUAAAUUAUGGUUUCUCAAGCGAACUUCAAAAUGUGCUGCAUGCCAUGGUGUGUUAUUUAAUUUACAUUCAAUGACCUUCUUUAUUAUUAUUUCCUUGCUAAGAAAUUCAGUAAUUUGGUGUUUUUACUUGAAUAUGGUUUAUUUUGACACUAAAAGCAGUUUAUACAGUGUCUGUUGCAACCAAAAAUAAAACAUGAAAAUAUGUUGUUAA